UGAGACCUCCACGCGCGCGCAACGCGCAAAAGCGCACCUUCCUCGCGACCGCCGCUCCUGGCUUAUAAAGCGAUCGGGAACCGGACAUCGGACACCUUGUGUAGCUUUUUCCGCUCUGCAAAACCCGACGGGCGUUCCUGGAGCUGCGCGCGAGCCGCGGGAACUCAAUGUGAGCGUGCGAGGAGCACCUGAGAGCGAGACGGCAGCCAGCUUUACAGUGACUUACUUACCACUUACCAUACUAGAGCAGGGUGCUCCUACUGUGACGCCAGGGGUGUAACUACCGUGAUCAGGGCACUGCAGCAGGAGGAGGGGAUCGAACCAGCAAACUUAAGCUCCAUAAUUACCCCAUAUGGUCGGACGAGACAUCCCCCACAUGGAGCGCGAACACAGUCCCGUUCCGGUGCCAGACGACAGCCCCGUGUCCAGCCCCAGUUCCAGCCCCAGCUCCGACAUGCUGUCGCCGGACCGGCGCCGCGCGGACACCCUCGCGCGCGCCAGGCUCGUGCAGAGCGCGGGGCUCGGGGGCAGGGGGCGUCCGGCGGCGGCCAACGCGGCCCGGGAGCGCAGCAGAGUGCAGACCCUGCGGCACGCCUUCCUGGAGCUCCAGAGAACACUGCCCUCGGUGCCGCCCGACACCAAGCUGUCCAAACUGGACCUCCUGAUCCUGGCCACGACCUACAUCGCCCACCUGACCAGGACCCUGCAGGAGGAGGGCAUGGAGGAGGGCGAGAGCACGAGGCACAGCGAGCUGCUGCACUCGCUCAAAGGGGACGGCUACCUGCACCCUGUCAAAAAAUGGCCAAUGCGAUCCAGGCUUUACGUGGGAGCGACUGGACAGUUUCUGAAUAACUCAGGACAGAGUGAGAACUCUAACCAAAGUAAAUCGUCAUCCACCUCUCAGACAUAAAUCACUUCAGGCACAAACGCAUUAUGUUUUGUGUUAUGAAAGAUGAAGGCUGAAAUGACCAGGCAGAUAAGAAAAUGAAAGUUACGUCUGACUCCAGUGUGUUCAUUGCGUAUUUAAAACAUUUUCCUCCCAUUGUGUAUUUACAGAACAUUGUUAGCCUCCUUACUCUUUAAAGAUUUGUCUCUCAACCAGUCCAUGUGAAAAGCUACAAUAUUAUCUUACACGAAUUAUAUAUAGACAAAUGCAGUAAUAUAUGUUUCCCAGCUUGUA
Scleropages formosus (Asian bonytongue) is the source of this 1180-nucleotide messenger RNA. RefSeq names its product transcription factor 24. The coding region runs from base 353 to 910 and encodes 185 amino acids. The record is from RefSeq and is a predicted model, not a curated record. The transcript has 4 exons. NCBI's taxonomy places the organism in Eukaryota, Metazoa, Chordata, Actinopteri, Osteoglossiformes, Osteoglossidae. Gene Ontology annotation, molecular function: RNA polymerase II transcription regulatory region sequence-specific DNA binding; protein dimerization activity; DNA-binding transcription factor activity, RNA polymerase II-specific. Gene Ontology annotation, biological process: developmental process; regulation of transcription by RNA polymerase II.